Messenger RNA from Malus domestica (apple), 872 nucleotides. RefSeq names its product auxin-responsive protein IAA31-like. The record is from RefSeq and is a predicted model, not a curated record. Gene Ontology annotation, biological process: regulation of DNA-templated transcription. Gene Ontology annotation, molecular function: protein binding. Gene Ontology annotation, cellular component: nucleus. NCBI's taxonomy places the organism in Eukaryota, Viridiplantae, Streptophyta, Magnoliopsida, Rosales, Rosaceae.
UUCCGGUGUAGUUGUGUGUGUGUAUAUAUUAUGCACAUAGAUUCACGGCCUGAGAUAGCGGCUUUUUAUGUAUUUUCACUUGAAGUUUCUCAACACAUCUGAGUAGAAAAUGGGAAGAAAAGCUGCAGCUUAUUCAUCAUCUUCUUCAAUAGAUAGCAGCAACCAUCCUGAUCAUCAUCUUCCUAGCCCUACUGCCUCAUCAUCUUCUUCCUCUCUUUCUCGGAAAAUCAAUGGAAAUUACUGCAAUAGCCUCAGCAUCACCAGAACAGAUUUGAGCACUGAUCUGAGACUUGGCCUCAGCAUCUCUCCUUCUCAUCACAGUGACUUGUCUUCCACUUCAACCCCAAGGGAGCAAGCACUGAUAAACUGGCCACCAAUCAAAUCUAUCUUGAGGAGCACACUUGCAGGGAGAGGAGCAGACAACAGGCGCCAUCCCUCCUUAUUUGUGAAGGUCUACCUGGAGGGCGUUCCAAUUGGUAGAAAAUUGAAUUUGUUUGACCAUGAUGGUUAUUCUGCUUUGAUUUCAUCUCUUUGCCUCAUGUUCCAGACCACCAUUCUAUGUCCCGAGAAUAAUCAUUUUCAUUUGGACAAAUAUCAUGUGUUAACUUAUGAAGAUCAAGAAGGGGACUGGAUGCUGGUUGGAGAUGUGCCUUGGGAGAUAUUCUUGACCACAGUGAAAAGGUUGAAGAUCACUAGAGCAGACAGACGUUAGUUGAAUUAUAUUUUGGUCAUUCUUAGAUAAAUAUUUUUGUCUUAGUGGUGGUUUAUAACUUCUUACUCAAAAGAAAUCAGAUUUAAUACAUAUUUUGGCUAAGGCCAAUCUUGUGUACAUUAUCAAAUAUAUAACAGUUGCAUUUUCUUUUCUUUUUUCA